UACGGCAAGAGAGAGAAGGGGAAGCCGGAAGGGGCGCGAGUGAAGCCAGGGGGAGAAGACAGCUCCCGAGAAGGCGAGGGGUGCGCGUGCGCCCGCCUCUCCUAACUCCCCCCUUGUCCCCGCCGCCCUCCCUCGCGGCCAGGUGACACCUUGGCCCGGUCCGCCGCGAACUGCCUGGGUGGCGAGCAGCGCGCGCCCUGCCCUCGCGAUUGGCGCCGGCCGCCCCUCCCCCUCGUCCGGUCCGUCCCGUCGCGUCCCGUCGCGUCCCGUCCCCUUGGGUGCCGCCGGCCGGGUGCUGAUGCGCGUCGGCGGCAGCGGGGAUUUUUUCUGACUCCCGUCCCUUCCCCGGCUGCCCUUGCCGCCCCGUCGCGGGGCCGGCCGCUUCUCCGGCCCCAGGAUGCAGAACGUGAUUAACACGGUGAAGGGAAAAGCACUGGAAGUGGCUGAGUACCUGACCCCGGUCCUCAAGGAAUCAAAGUUUAAGGAAACAGGUGUUAUCACCCCAGAAGAGUUUGUGGCAGCUGGAGAUCACUUAGUCCACCACUGUCCAACAUGGCAAUGGGCUACAGGGGAAGAAUUGAAAGUGAAGGCAUACCUACCAACAGGCAAACAAUUUUUGGUCACCAAAAAUGUGCCAUGCUACAAGCGGUGCAAACAGAUGGAAUAUUCAGAUGAAUUGGAAGCUAUCAUUGAAGAAGAUGAUGGUGAUGGGGGAUGGGUAGAUACUUAUCAUAACACAGGUAUUGCAGGAAUAACUGAAGCAGUUAAGGAGAUUACAUUGGAAAGCAAGGACAGUAUAAAACUUCAAGAUUGCUCAGCAAUAUGUGAGGAGGAGGAAGAAGAAGACGAAGGAGAAGCUGCAGAUAUGGAAGAAUAUGAAGAAAGUGGAUUGUUGGAAACAGAUGAGGCUACCCUAGACACAAGGAAAAUAGUAGAAGCUUGUAAAGCUAAGACUGAUGCUGGAGGUGAAGAUGCUAUUUUGCAAACAAGAACUUAUGACCUUUAUAUCACUUAUGAUAAAUAUUACCAGACACCACGACUAUGGUUGUUCGGCUAUGAUGAGCAAAGACAGCCUUUAACAGUUGAACACAUGUAUGAAGACAUCAGUCAAGAUCAUGUGAAGAAAACAGUGACCAUUGAAAAUCACCCUCAUCUCCCACCACCUCCUAUGUGUUCAGUUCACCCCUGCAGGCAUGCUGAGGUGAUGAAGAAAAUCAUUGAGACUGUUGCAGAAGGAGGGGGAGAACUUGGUGUUCAUAUAUCUGCCCUAUCCAGCGUGGAAGGAAACUACCCAAAGACGUGAAUGCCAUGAGGCAAGGAUCAUUGUGGGCCAUCUUAUAGAUUCACUAAGUCCACAGCCAGGAAUUCUAAUUUCUUUUAAAAAGAUAAAAUAUGUUUGAAUAGGCAAUUUAUGGAAGAAAAACCCCAAAAGCUAAGGAGUAUUAAGAUAAACUUACCAGAGAGAUUUUAAAACAAGAUGCUUCUUUAUAUCUGUUUAGUUGGCAAACAUUUGGUUGGAUAAUGACAGGCAUUCAAAGACAUGCGAAGAUGCUGGAACCAACCCUGUGCACUGCUGGAGUGUAGACUGAUACAGCCAUUUUAGGAAAGAAUCUGGUAGUACUUCAUCAAAUUAAGAAUGUCUCACUCCUGAGUAUAAUCAAAGGAGUGGAUGCAGAAGACCUUAUAGGGAUGUAUUAGACAAACUCAGUUUUCUACCUGUUUCUCAUGUAGAAUACUUUACUUCUAGUUACCAAAUGUGUAAAGGUUUUUCCCCACACCAAGCAGUUUUCUGUGACACCAGUUGGGUGUCCUGCAAUUUAACUUCAUUCUCACUGCCUGGAGAUAGUAUCAGACCCACAGGUUAAGGGCUCAGUCGCACAAAACUGUGCCCACCCUACUUCAAAUCCCAAUAGCAAGUGAUAGGUCCCCAGGUUACAACUUACAUCUGAUUUGGUUACAAAAUUAAGCGUUCCCACGAUAUCCUCCUCAGAUUCGAUUAACUUGCUAGAAGGGUUCACAGAACUCAGAGAAACACUUAUGUUUACUGGUUUAUUAAAGGAUAUGAUAAAGGAUACAGAUGAACAGCCAGAUGAAGAGAUACAUAGGGCAAGGUCUGGGAGGGUCCUGAGCACAGGAGCUUUUGUCUUUGUGGAGUUGGGGUGUCUCACCCAGUGUGAAUGUGUUCGGCUGACUCGAAGCUCUCUGAACCCUUUACUACUGAGAUUUUGUGAACACUUGCUCACAUACGCAUGAUCAAUCUACUCUAUUUCUAGUCCCUCUCCCUUCUCUGGAGGAUGAGGUGCGGUAUUGAAAAACCAUGAGAGACUAUGGACCCUUGAGAAACAAACUCAGGGUUCUAGAGGGGAGGGGUGUGGGAGGAUGGGUUAGCCUGGUGAUGGGUAUUAAAGAGGGCACGUAUUGAAUGGAGCACUGGGUGUUAUACGCAAACAAUGAAUCGUGGAACACUACAUCAAAAACUAAUGAUGUAAUGUAUGGUGAUUAACAUAACCUAACAAAAUAAAAAGAAGAAAAUCCCAAACUUCUAAUCAUGGCUUGGUAUUUCUGGUGACCAGCAGCCAACCAAGAACCCACCCAGAAUCACCUCAGUAGAACAAAAGAUGCUCUUAGUGUUCUUUUUAGGAAUUUCUAAGAGUUUUAGGAUCCCGGUGUCAAGAACUGAGGGCAAGGACCAAUCUAUAUAUUAUUAUUAUUUUAUAGGGAACAGUUGGGAGGAUGCCUUUGCUAUAUUGUUUGUGGUAACAGGAGUUGGAAGCGAUCUGGCCAUUUUCAUUGUUGGGUUACAAGAUGCUAUACAGCAAUUAGAUAAACAUGACACAACAUGGAUCUUAAAUACAGUUCUGAAUAAAAAAAAUGGGUCUGUUACUCCUUUUGCAGUUUCUGUUUUCCAUUUUUAUUUGGCUACCUGUUAGACAUUACAAACAUGUCUAAACCAAAACUCCCAGUUCUAUAUCCACUACCAAACACCCAACUACCACAACUGAGCUGCUGACAAUAAAAACCCAUUAUCUUCUUCCGAUCUUCUAUCUCAGUUAAUGUCAUUACUACCAAUCCAGUUGCUAAGCGAAAAACCCUAGGAAUCAUCUUUGCUUCCUCUUUCUGUCAACCCCUACAUUAGUAACACAUAUCAUGUCUCAGUAACAGGUCCUGUCCUCUCUACCUCCACAAUGCAUCCUGGUGCCUGGGAUUCUGCACAUUGAACCAGCAACUCACAUGAUUCUAAUGCAGGAGAUUCAUGGAUCACACUUUGAGAAGCCCUAAGAAACACUUUGUCCUCCUCUUAAUUGAGUAAACUCUUCCUUUUUGAAUAAUUUUAGGGCUUGAGAGGGAAAAAUUAGAAGAUACUUAUUUGGGCUUUUUAGAAUAAAAGUCGUUUUCUUGAUUCCAUUAUUAAUCAGUGAAUCAGCAGGUCUCAAAUGAUAAAACCUUUCCAGAUUUAUCUCCAGUACAGUUGAACAGGGAGUUUAGUAAACAGGAGAUAGCUAAGAACUGGGCUCUAGAGUUAGUAUUUAAUUCCCAGUUCCCUUACUUUAGUUGUGUAAACUUAGUCGGUUUGCUUGCCUUUAAACCUCCAGGUUCCUCACCUAUAAGAAUUGCAUUUUCUAGCCAUAGAGUUAUUAAGGGGAUUGAAUAAGAUAGUACAUGUAAAGCACUUAGCACAGUGCUUGACCUUUAAUGCUGCUGCUAGUAUGAUGAUAAUGAUCACUAUUGCUACCACUCUAGAACUAGUUUUGAGGUGACAAGUAUCACAUACAUCCGGCAGAGGGCAGUAGAAUAGCACAAGAUUUAAGUACUUAAGCAUACUGGAGAUGCCAGUUACUGAAAAUCACUUCUCCCUCUCCUGAUAUUUUUUGUUGUAAUGGAGGAAGGAAAUGGAUGAUGUUGGUGAACCUCCAAUAUGUGAGAUUCUCAUCCCUCCAUUUACUGAAGAACAGUGAUACACCCAGUUUAUUUUGGUUAUUAACCCCUUAUCAACCAUGUGGUUUACAAAUAUUUAGAUUUUGUUUUUGUAAUUAUUUGCAGUUUCAAUCUCCUAACACCUCUCUUGUCCUUCAUAUUAAAAUGAGGGAAAUGGACUAAAAUUGUUUUUGUCUUAUCAAGGUAUAAUUGAUCAAAUGAUGUAUUUAAAGCAUACAAAGUGGAGGCGCCUGGGUGGCUUAGUCAGUUGAGUGUUCAACUCUUGAUUUCGGCUCAGGUCACUAUCUCUGGAUUGUGGGAGCAGGCUGCAUCUGGCUCUGUGCUCACAGCAAUCUGCUUGGGAUUCUCUCCUCUCCCUCUGCCCCUCCCCUUGCUCAUGUGCUUGCUCGCACUCUCUUAUUAAAUAAAUAAAAUCUUUUUAAAAAAUGUAUACAAAGUGAUGAUUUGAUAUAUAAAUAAAUGGUUAAUGGAUUCUCACAACACAUCCAUCGCCUCACAUAUUUCCCUUUGUGGGAGGUGAUGAAAACAUUUAAAAUCUACUCUCUUACCUAAAUUUCAAUUAUACAAUAAAGUAUUAACAACUAUAGUCACCAUACAUUAGAUAUUGAUACAUUAUUCAUCUUAUAACUGAAAGUUAAUACACCUAUUCACCAACCUCUCCCUAUUUGCCCCACCCCCUGGCAACCACCAAUCUACUCUCAUUCUAGGAGUUUGAUUUUUUUUUUUAAAGAUUCUACAUAUAAGUGAUAAUGUGUGUUAUUUGUCUUCUAUCUGGCUUAUUUCACUUGGUGAAGUGCCCUCCAGAGUCAUCCAUGUUGUUCCAAAUGACAAGAUUUCCUUCUUUUUGAAGGCGGAAUAAUAUUGUGUGUGUGUGUGUCUUACAUUUUCUUCAUCCGCUCAUCCGUCAAAGGACAGGUUGUUUCAAUACCUUGGCUAUCAUAAAUAAUGCUGCAAUGACCAUGAGAGUACAGACAUCUUCUUGAGAUAAUGAUUUUGUUUCCUUUAGAAUAUACCCAGAAAUGAGAUAUAUGGAUCAUAUCGUAGUUCUGUUUUUGAUUUCUUGAGGAACCUCCAUGCUGUUUUCUGUAGUACCUGUAUCAGUUUACAUUCCUACCAACAGUGCACAAGGUCCCUUAUCUCCACAUCCUCAUCAACAUUUGUUAUCUCUUUUUGAUAAUAACUGUGUAACAGAUGUAAGAUGAUAUUUUAUUAUGGUUUUGAUUUGCAUUUCCCUAAUGAUUAGUGAUGUUGAGCAUCUUUUCAUGUACCUGCUAGCCACUUGGAGGUCUUAUUUGAAAAAAAAAUGUCUUUGUUU
Mirounga angustirostris (Northern elephant seal) is the source of this 5251-nucleotide messenger RNA. RefSeq names its product autophagy related 3 (gene ATG3). The coding region runs from base 398 to 1303 and encodes 301 amino acids. NCBI's taxonomy places the organism in Eukaryota, Metazoa, Chordata, Mammalia, Carnivora, Phocidae. Gene Ontology annotation, cellular component: cytosol; phagophore assembly site. Gene Ontology annotation, biological process: autophagy of mitochondrion; autophagosome assembly; nucleophagy. Gene Ontology annotation, molecular function: Atg8-family ligase activity. The transcript is spliced from 12 exons. The record is from RefSeq and is a predicted model, not a curated record.